Messenger RNA from Penicillium soppii, 1521 nucleotides. RefSeq names its product putative autophagy protein (Atg22). NCBI's taxonomy places the organism in Eukaryota, Fungi, Ascomycota, Eurotiomycetes, Eurotiales, Aspergillaceae. The record is from RefSeq and is a predicted model, not a curated record. The coding region runs from base 1 to 1521 and encodes 506 amino acids. The transcript is spliced from 7 exons.
AUGGCUCAGGAUCAAAAUAAAGACCCUGAUUACUCCACUGCGGAGGUGGAUCGAGGUUCAAAGAUUGACCAGCCAACUGCACCGGAUCAGUUCGAUGAAAGAUACCGAACAACCCGGAUGGAAAUCUGGGCCUACUAUGCCUAUUAUAUUGGAAAUAACGGCUUGUCACUCUUCAACUUUGCCCCAACUGCGUUUCAAAAUUUGCUAUAUCAAGCUGCCCCUGCAGAUGGGCUACUCGACUUUAUCGGCCGCCCACGAACAGUAAAUAGCAUUGUGCUCCUGUCAAAUGGAAUCUCUUUCGCGAUCCAGGUCGUUGUAUUCCUGGUGAUUGGCAGUUUUGCCGAUUUCGGCUACUGGCGGCCCAACAUUUUGAUCGCACUAUCCAUUAUCGCAUAUGCUAUCGGAUUUGCCUGGCUGGACGACGCUCACUUUUUUUGGACUGCUGCAUUCCCGGGAUUGGCGCGCAAUACCCUCGAACUUAAGGAGAAGGCCGAUGCAUAUGUCGCUGGGACCAUUUCCCGGGACGAAUACGACUAUGCGGAUACCAUGAUGCGGAGUCGACUGGCCAAUGUCGCUUUCUAUGUACAGUCUGUCGCUGAGAUCUUCAUUCUCGCUAUCAUUGUUGGGAUCAUGUUUGGGUUGAAGGUGAACGACAGCGAGAGCAAUAAUAACUGGGGUUUGAGCGUGUUGAUCGCCUUUGUCUCCGGGGUGUGGUUGCUUGUCUCAAUCCCCUGGUUUGUUCUCGAGAAACGUCGUCCGGGCCAAGAUCCUGGGAGACGGUCUAUUCUCAUUGCUGGCAUGUGGCAACUGUGGCAUGCUAUGAAGCAAAUAUGGCAUUUGAAACAGAGUUUGCUCUAUCUUAUUGGCUACUUCCUACUUGGAGACUCUCUCAAUACUACUGUUACAGUUAUUUCAACCUUGCAAAAUAGCAUCGUUGCCUAUAAUACACUUGAACUGACAUAUCUGCUUAUUGUUGGAAUUGCCGCACAGGCGGUUGGUAUAUACGUAUUCUGGACGGUCCAGCAACGUUUCCGACUCGGAACCAAAACCAUGUUCAAUACAAUUGCCAUUGGAAUCAUUUUGCUUGACGGUUGGGGAAUGAUCGGUAUUUGGACUGACAAAUUCGGCUUCCAUAACGCAUGGGAAGUUUGGGUCUACCAAGCAUUCUACGGCCUGUUCAUCUGCCCCUGGUACAGCUACUCGCAGAUCAUGAUCUCAGAAGUCACCCCACGCGGCCACGAGUUCUUAUUCUUCAGUUUGUUCAGCAUCAUCGGAAAAACCUCGUCUUUUAUCGGUCCCAUCGUCUCGAGUGCAAUCAUCGAUGCUAGCCCAACUGGCAAUGUUUCCACCCCAUUCUACUUCUUGUUUGGAUUGAGUGUUGCUAGCUUCCUGAUCCUGUUUUUGGGUGUAGACUUGAAGAAGAGUCAGGAAGAACAAGAACGAUUUUUGUUGGACAAGUUACGACGACUGGAGGCAAGUGAAUCAUCGUCUUCUGAUGACAGGGUCCUGACACCGGUCUGA